Molecule: messenger RNA, 1249 nt
Organism: Malus domestica (apple)
Lineage: Eukaryota; Viridiplantae; Streptophyta; Magnoliopsida; Rosales; Rosaceae
Product: RING-H2 finger protein ATL54-like
Biological process (GO): protein ubiquitination
Molecular function (GO): transferase activity
Source: RefSeq, a predicted model, not a curated record
CUCCCUUCCACUAAACCUUGACAGAGAUAUGUCUAAUUUCAUUUCUUCUCUUCUAAUUCACACAAGAAAACUGACACCCCACCUCACUCCCUCUAUACCUCUCAUCUUCUUUUCCAAUCCUCUCAAGCUUCAUGAAUUUCCUCAAUAAUACACCCUCUUUAAUGGCAGUCAUCAAACACAGAAAGCUCUUCCCAUCUGCACCAAUUUCCACAAACCAAACUGAAUGUCCUUACUUUUGCGGCCCCGAUUGCACGUACGAAUGUUACCCUUAUGCCGAUUAUUAUACACCACCACCACCACCAAUUCCGGUUAACGAUCAAAGCAACCAAAACAUCCAUAUCUCACCUUAUGUGGUGCUCUUUGUCUCUUUGCUAGCCAGUUUUUUUCUUCUUAUUGGGUACUAUCUUAUUGUGGUAAAGUCUUGCACAAGUUGGUACAGUCACAGAAGUAAUGGAUCUUCGCCCUCUCAAUCUAGCGGCACGGAUCAAGAGUUACUUGCAGAUCAAGUAGACCAUCCGAUCUGGUUCAUCUCCACAAUUGGUUUACAACAGUCGAUCAUAAAUUCAAUUUCAGUUUGUAAGUACAGGAAAGACGAGGGCUUGAUCGAAGGUACCGAAUGUUCGGUUUGUUUGACUGAGUUUCAAGAAGAUGACACUAUAAGGCUAUUGCCAAAGUGCAAUCAUGCUUUUCACAUUCCUUGUAUAGACACUUGGUUGAGGUCUCACACGAAUUGCCCGCUAUGCCGCGCUAAUAUUGUGAGCGAGACUGUGAUCAGUGCUUCCUCAGACACAAAUGGAGAAUCCCAGAUGGAGAACGCUGAGAGUGAAGGUGAAAUUGGUGCAAAUAAUCAAGUGGGAUAUCAAGAGGAUUUCGAAAACAGAGCUGGGGUGGAUGAUGAAGGAGAAGACCACCAAUUUGAUCAUGAAAAUAUACCAAAACGGGAAAUAAAUUCCAAAGGAAAUUGGAUUCUUGAAAGAAGGUCCAUUUCAAUUAUUUCCUCAUUGGCUCCAAAAAAGUUAGUCAUCAAACUGCAGAAUGCUGAGAAAUUCCAUUCGGACCUUGCUCGAAAGCGUCAUCGUCCGAUUAGGCAAUUUCUACAUAUAAGCCCUGUUUUGAUGAAAAGGUCUUUGAGACGUAAGUGGAGCAAAAUUUCAGUUGUUCCUCUGUAAAUUUUGUUUAAUUGUAUGAGAUGUUUGUACUGUAAUAUAGAGAUUUCUUAUGUGCCUCUCAAUAAGGUGAAGGUGCUUCA